Messenger RNA from Anopheles aquasalis, 1135 nucleotides. RefSeq names its product Ecdysone-inducible gene E3. NCBI's taxonomy places the organism in Eukaryota, Metazoa, Arthropoda, Insecta, Diptera, Culicidae. The record is from RefSeq and is a predicted model, not a curated record.
CCGACACGUUCAAACCAUGGUGCUGCGUCCGUUGAAAUUGGUUCUGUUCGCUUCGAGCGUCCUGCUCGGUACCUCUCUGCGAUCGGUUGGUGCAGCGAAAGACCCACAACAGGAUGAGAUAGAAAAGUUGGCAGAAAAUGGCCCGUUACUAGUGGACAACUAUAUACCGGUGGCGAUGCAGGUGCUGCAUCACUGCGUCGAAAUGAUCCAGUACGAGCCACUAAUGUCAGCCCCGAGCACAACGACAAGCCUACCGACCUCGACAACUACCACAUCCUCGACUACUCUGUCUACGACCGAAAGUUCUGUAACAGUGGCUCCACUAGGAGAUACCCAAACGAUCCCGACUAGCUCUCACAAACCGGGAUACUAUGGACCCGAGAAACCACCGCCGACACCAGUGACAACAACCACAAUGCGUACGACUACUAGCACAGCUAGUACUACGGUGACUCAGCCAGCAACGAGCGUGGAGGAGGUUACUGGCAGCACCACUGAACAAACUACUACCGUGAGCUUGCUCUGGAGCGACAAACCGUUCGCAGAGUGGUUCUUGCAAGCCAAACGAAAGAAGACACAGAAUAACCCGCUCAAGAAUGUCGAGUUUUUGGAUGUGCUACCACUCAAGCUGUUGCAGGAUAUUAAUGCAGAAACGUAUGAACCGCUCGCGUUACGACCAUCGGAUAAUGCAAAUGAGUUCCGCCGUGUUUACGACGAUAGUUAUGGCCGUGGGUCCACUAAUCUACCGGAGAAGAGCAACAGAAAGGGCGGCAAAAAGAGGGUGCCACCCACGAAACCAUACCUGCAUAUGCUGGUACUGUAUGAUCUGCUCAAGCGAGAGGCCAAGAAUAAUUUAUUCAACUACUACGAGGGUUAUUCCGAGGCAAUUAUGGCGGAGAUUACGCAAAUGGAUUUCCCUACUGCGAAGGAUCAGUUGCAGUAUGUGCUAUCGCAGCUACUGGAGCGGAAGGACAUUGAAAAGUCGGACGUGGUAUCACGAACGAAGCUCAUGAUACGCGAUUUAGACAUCAGCUCCAGUUCCAUAGCGAUGGCGUUGGUCGUCGUGCCUCCAUUGCGUUUUGGAUUGUGAUAUAGUGAUAACUUUUAAUCCUACAAUUAGCCCUUACCUAACAGC